AUGGCAACCGGCACAUCUCGAGCGGAGAACGAGUUCAGUCCUCUCAUCUCCCAUCUUCAGGGCUUAGUGGAUCCCUCGGAUCUGAACAGCCACCCGAUUUCAACGUCAAGUCGGGAUUCACCACCAGUCACCACAGAAGGGGAUGUUUUCUCCUUCCACCAGUGUAUAGGGUGGCAUGCUACACCACCAAACAGAGAGAAUGUCGAAAGCGUACAGCAGUUCGUUGCAAACCAGCCAGUUCUAGCGACCCCCAAGCACUUUGUGCCAGAGAACAAUUUUCAAAACCAGUCGGGCACCAACCACUCUGCUCGUGGACGCCCACGGCUAGAUAUCCUUAACUCUCAGUGCCCACCCAAAAGUGGCAUGACACCUGCCGGAAGCACGCCAGGAAUGUCGGUAUCCGAGAGAAACCUACCAAAUCAACAGUCUCACCUAUCAAGACCCCCCUCAUUACACCCAUCGGAAGGAUACAUGCAAGACCGCACCGGCGGCGCCUCGCCCCCCAAUAGAAGCACACCCCAGCGCCAAUUUUCGAACGCCACAUAUUCACACCGAUUUAUGGAUACGCAAGGAAAUCCCAACUACCGGACUCCCACAUACAUGAAUCUCCAUGAGGCUGCGGAUCCACCACGUCUCCGGACACAGUCAUCAAACGGGUCUUCGAGGGAUGGGACAGUCGACUCUGGGACUACAACGCCUCUGACCGAGCCAGAGCUCCCUUGGCGCCAUCUCAUUCAUACUUGCUGCGAGGUCGGACACGUGGGCGUGGUUGAGGAGUUGAUCGAGGCGGGGCUAGACAUUAACAAACGGGAUUCUGCGGGGAACACCCCCAUACAUGUGGCUGCUGAUUUUGGCCAUGAGGAAGUAAUGACAUAUUUGCUGAGUAAGGGAUGUGAUCUGAAUGCCGUGAAUAAUGGUGGCUGGACGGCUGCUCACCUGGCUUCUGUCUGGGCAUUCCUGAGUACUACCGAGAUUGCGAAAGGCAACAAGGAUUUUUAUCCACACGCAUUCUGGAUUUUCCAUUGUACUACAAUUUCCAGUGAACCACCAACCCCCCUUGCUCUCAUGGCUGUCAUUGCAGUAGCGGGCGGCAACGGCAACGUUGCGCCUCACAUCAUUGACGCACUAAUCUCACGGAACCGCCACAGAAUAGUGGUGCUUUCUCGAAAGCCCCCACCAGAAUCACUCACACUGGGCCUUUCCGAACACAAGCAAGUUGACUACCACGAUUUAGACGGCUUGUGCGCCGCUCUCAAGGGUGUCAAUGUUGUUCUAUCCUUCAUUUUACCAUUCGGUGACAAGGAUAAUCUCGCUCAAAAGACAUUGAUUGACGCAUGCAUCAAAGUUGGUGUUCGGAGGUUUGCACCAUCAGAAUGGGCAGUUACCUCCAGUACCUCUAAUCCGUUCUAUGAAUCGCGUUCUCAAGUCCGAAAAUACCUUGAGUCAGUUAACACUCCCGCACUACAGCUGGAAUAUACCUGUUUCCAGCCCGGCCUUUUUCUGGACUACUUCACCUACCCGAUGCAAUCCACAAAACAUCUCAAAAUCACACAGCAUUAUACCGACUUUGAGACACGGCAGGCAAUUUUGGUUGACGAUGGGGAACAACCAGUGACUUUCACUCUGAUUGAUGACUUGGCUCAAGUUGUUGCCGAGGCUAUCGAUUACGAAGGUGUCUGGCCUCCAAAUGGAGGAGUUGCUGGGUGGCAAACAACCUCGGCGGAGCUUGUACGUAUUGGAGAGAGCCUUCGUGGGAAAUUUAUCAUCCACCGCAUAAGCAAGGCCGAUCUCGAUGCUGGAAAUUUUACAUCGCCCUGGUGUCCGAUUCUUGCGCAUCCUUCUAUUCCGAAGGACCAGCUAGAGUUAAUGAGUCGCAAGAUUAAUCUAGAGGCUUUGAAGGGCAUUUCAAGGGCCGAAUGGGUCAUGACAGAAGAUUGGAAUUCGCUUCUCCCUGCAUUUUCCUUUACCAAUCCACGUGAAUUUUUGGAAGAGUGGUGGAAAGGCAGGAUCUGA
Penicillium expansum is the source of this 2013-nucleotide messenger RNA. RefSeq lists its product as uncharacterized. NCBI's taxonomy places the organism in Eukaryota, Fungi, Ascomycota, Eurotiomycetes, Eurotiales, Aspergillaceae. The record is from RefSeq and is a predicted model, not a curated record. The transcript has 5 exons. Gene Ontology annotation, molecular function: protein binding. The coding region runs from base 1 to 2013 and encodes 670 amino acids.